AUGAAUAUCCUGAGUACCUCAAUUCUGACAAUAGCAUUUGUCAUGGUGAGUGCCUACGAUGAUUCAUACGGACAUUCCCACGGGUUUUCCGGGCACAAGUUGAUAUCCCAGUCUGUUCAUCUCAAAGAAAUUCCCACGAAAGUCGUGAAAAUAACAAAAACCAUUGCCGUCAAGGUUCCUGUGCCGUAUCCUGUCAAGGUGCCCGUCCACGUUCCCGUGCCGGUACCAGUGAACCAUCCCUUCCCGAUCCCGGUUCCUCAGAUUGUGAAAGUUCCGGAGCAUGUGCCUUACGAAGUCUCCAAGCACGUCCCUGUGGAGCUGCCUCAGCAGGUACCACUGCUGCUGACUAAACCUCUUCCGUAUCCGCAGCCGUACCCUGUGCCUCACAGUGUCAAGAUUUCCCAACCACUGCCAUAUCCAGUACCUCAUAUCGUUCCCUUUCACACGCAUGAGGAAUCGAGUCACGGCGAGUUGAAUCAUGUCGAUGGGGAGUCGCAACAUGAGGCGUCCCAUUCUUAUCAGCGCAGUGCACCGCAUGAGGAGGAGGGAGAGGGGAAGAAGUUCGAUGCAUCGCAGCCCAUUGUUGUUCAGCCGCACGAGUGA
Messenger RNA from Diachasma alloeum, 603 nucleotides. Its product is annotated as MAGE-like protein 2. Lineage: Eukaryota; Metazoa; Arthropoda; Insecta; Hymenoptera; Braconidae. The record is from RefSeq and is a predicted model, not a curated record. The transcript is spliced from 2 exons. The coding region runs from base 1 to 603 and encodes 200 amino acids.